Anoplophora glabripennis (Asian longhorned beetle) is the source of this 1011-nucleotide messenger RNA. RefSeq lists its product as uncharacterized. NCBI's taxonomy places the organism in Eukaryota, Metazoa, Arthropoda, Insecta, Coleoptera, Cerambycidae. The record is from RefSeq and is a predicted model, not a curated record. Gene Ontology annotation, molecular function: DNA binding. Gene Ontology annotation, cellular component: nucleus. Bases 1 to 1011 code for a protein of 336 amino acids. The transcript has a single exon.
AUGCGAACUCCUCAAGGAAUGUCAGCUGCGAGAAUCAAAAGCUUCACGACUGAAAAUGUUUCGAAAUUUUUCGACCUUUAUAAGCCACAAUAUAACAAACUACGGGAGCCGUUCCAUAGGGUAUUUAUCGUCGACGAAACUGGAAUUACCGUGGUUCAGCAUAAAUACAGUAAAGUUAUAUCUCUGAAAGGAAAAAGACAAGUUUCGUCAUUAAUUUCAGCAGAACGGGGCAAAUUGAUUACUGUUAUUACAUGCAUGAAUGCUGCAGAUGUAUACAUUCCACCACUACUAAUUUUUCCAAGGAAAAAUAUGAAGGCAGAGUUGAUGUUAGGAGCCCCAACUGAAGCAAUAGCAGAGUGCCAUAUAUCGGGCUGGGUACAAGCAGAAAUUUUUACAAAAUGGUUCAAGCAUUUUAUAAAGUUCACCAAACCUAGUGCCUCCGAUCCUGUUUUACUCGUACUAGAUGGACACUGUUCGCAUACGAGAAAUAUUGAGCUGAUAGAGUUGGCAAAAGAAAAUUAUGUAACAAUAAUAUGCCUCCCACCUCAUUCAACAAAUAAAAUGCAGCCUUUAGAUGUGGCUUUUAUGUUCCCGUUAAAAACUUAUUACGCACAAGAGAUAGAGAACUGGCUGAGGGAAAACCAAUUGAGUACUGUUUCACCAUAUGCAGUUGCUGGUAUUUUUUGCAAAGCGUACAACAGAGCUGCUACAAUGGAGGCAUCAUGCAAUGGGUUUAGAAAAACCGGAUUGGUGCCCCUUAACCGACAUGUUUUUAGAGACAGCGAUUUUGGUGUCCAUCAAACAGAAGAUCAACCACCAGUUGAGGUUACAGAUUAUUCAGAAGCACAGGGUGGAUGCAAUGGAAACGAAGAGCAACUGAGUGACAAUGCAGAUACUGCACUUAACCUUAAGGAAAGAACCAAGCAAGUUAACAAUUCAUGCGCUGAUGCCCCUCCCAACGAUGACAUUGAAAGUAUUCCUGCAAAUAUCCCAGAACCAUUUAGAGAGUAG